AUGUUUAACGAAUCGGAACCCCAACUUCUUCUGAUGCCUUUCUUCCUGUUGCCUCAAAACUUUUCGGAGGUGGUCGGCUCGCCUUUGGCACCUUCAAAGGCGCUAAGGCCCAAGGAUAAUCUUCUCUCUGGUAUUUCCGACGGUGUCCUAGCUGUGUUGGCUCCCGUGUUUGCCUACUGGUUAUACUCAUUCAUGUUCCACUUAUUGGAUCACUUUCAACUCGCAGAAAAAUACAGAAUCCAUCCAAGUGAAGAGGAGCAGGCACGCAACAAAGUACCUUCGCACGAGGUGUUGCGUGAUGUUGCCUUCCAACAUGUCUUACAGACGGUCGUUGGAAUGCUUGUCUUGAGAAUCGAUGAGGUGCCCACAACUGGUGAUGAGCUAUAUCAAAUGUGGUAUUUGAAGCAAAACUAUUUUCCCUCUUUUGUUCCCGACUCUCUUUUGUGGUUUGCUUACUCUUAUGGCUGGUCAUUCCUCAAAAUCGCCGUGUGUCUUCUCUUCAUCGAUACUUGGCAAUACUGGCUCCACCGUAUCAUGCACGAAAGUAAAUUCUUGUAUCGCCGUUUCCAUUCCAGACAUCACAGAUUAUACGUACCUUACUCAUUUGGUGCCCUCUACAAUGAUCCAGUGGAAGGAUUUUUGCUUGACACUUUAGGAACUGGAUUGGUGGCCUUCCUCUUGAAGUUGACUCCAAGAGAAGGUAUGUUUUUAUUUACAUUUGCUACCAUGAAGACCGUAGACGAUCACUGCGGCUACAGAUUUCCUUUUGAUCCCUUCCAGAUUUUGUUCCCCAACAAUGCUUUAUACCAUGACAUUCACCACCAGUCUUGGGGUUUCAGAUUCAACUACUCCCAGCCAUUCUUUACAUUCUGGGAUGUCAUGAGUGACACUCAAUACAAAUUUGUCAGAGAAUAUCAAGAAAAGCAGAAGCAGAUUACUUUAGAGAAGUACAAGGAAUUUUUGGCAGCUAGAAAGCUGAAUAACGAGACUUCUGAGAGAGAACUGAAAAAAACACAGUAA
Australozyma saopauloensis is the source of this 1020-nucleotide messenger RNA. RefSeq names its product sphingosine hydroxylase (gene SUR2). Gene Ontology annotation, cellular component: endoplasmic reticulum membrane. The transcript has a single exon. Gene Ontology annotation, molecular function: sphingolipid delta-4 desaturase activity; iron ion binding. Gene Ontology annotation, biological process: sphingolipid biosynthetic process. Lineage: Eukaryota; Fungi; Ascomycota; Pichiomycetes; Serinales; Metschnikowiaceae. The coding region runs from base 1 to 1020 and encodes 339 amino acids. The record is from RefSeq and is a predicted model, not a curated record.